Cladophialophora immunda is the source of this 1261-nucleotide messenger RNA. RefSeq lists its product as uncharacterized. Gene Ontology annotation, biological process: mitochondrial respiratory chain complex IV assembly. Lineage: Eukaryota; Fungi; Ascomycota; Eurotiomycetes; Chaetothyriales; Herpotrichiellaceae. The transcript is spliced from 2 exons. The record is from RefSeq and is a predicted model, not a curated record. Gene Ontology annotation, cellular component: mitochondrion. Bases 174 to 578 code for a protein of 134 amino acids.
GUCGACUGACGCUCAAACGGCUCUGCUCGUGCUUCCGCAGCUACUCUUGUGCGAACGCCCUACCUAUUUCUCACAGCUUUGCUUCCAAGAAGAAAGUCUACCAACCAAUACGUGGUCACUUUUAAUACCUCUCCUGUUCCUCCAGGCCCAACGAGCACGUCGCUGCGUUCAAAAUGCCAUCCUCGUGUAAAGAUAUCCGCGACGCGCUCGCCCAAUGCCUCCAAAACAGCGACUGCAUCCUUGUCCAGCGCCACACGCCCGUCGAAUGCCUUUCGCACCCCUUGCUCGAAACCCUCCCGGAGCAAUGCCAACAGCUCAAGAUCGGGUUCCGGGAAUGCCGGCGCGGACUGGUCGACAUGAGGAAACGGUUCCGAGGCAACGCGCCCAUCUCCACGAGCUUGGAACUCGAGGGCGGCGACGGGAGCGGGAGAAAAGUCGACGGCGCCCCGGGGGGAGGGCUCAAGAGCCAGCUGUACGCUGGACGGCCGGCGUUUGAUGUCCGAGAGCAGAUGGGCAAGGGCCAGAAAGGGGAGGUCGAGGGGCUGGGGUUUGACGAGAGUAAGACAAGGGGGCUGUAAGUGAUGUUUCGCAAGAUCGAGAGCACCGCGGACCCGAGACGAUAUGAUUCGCAUUGCUUGGCUGGAGGUCGAAAGCCCAGCGAUCAUCCCAAGUAUGGCGUAGGCGUCCUUUCAAGAGAAGAAGCAUCUCAUGUUCGCCGGACAGCCUGGGGAGAUCUUCGCUGCUCCAACGCCGGAAUCCCGUCCUCAGACACCACCAGCGGCCACGCAGACCUGCGCCGAGAACUGGCCGGCUCAAUCAGACCCAAUCCAGCAGGUCUUUCUCACCUCUCAGGAGCGAUUCGCAUAGCUUGAAGCCAUCCCCGACUGACCUCGACUUUGAAUGGCACAGUCGACUCAACUUGUCCGUGGGGCCGCGAAGAGCUAGAGGCUGCGAGACAAUAGGUGGCACAGUGACCCAAAGACUCGGCGCUCCAACGAUCGCGUUGCUGUUUUGUGGCCAUCGCUCAAAGAGUGUGAAUUUCACUGGACAUCCUUCUCCAUCUAGAGCAAGGGAGCUCAUUCUGAAAAUUGUGGAACGACAUGUAGCGAAUGCUUGCGGCAAGACUUGUAAGAGAUCGAGAAGGAGCCGGCCGAAAGAGGGUCAAUAUUGCAAAUGGCGCACCGCUGUCACGAUAGCAUGUACAAUAGAUAGCAUGGACAUAGUUCAACAAAGCAAAGCAUGAAACGAAUCAACAUCUGGU